This is a messenger RNA of Fulmarus glacialis (Northern fulmar), 1420 nucleotides long. RefSeq names its product mitogen-activated protein kinase kinase kinase 12 (gene MAP3K12). The transcript has 6 exons. The record is from RefSeq and is a predicted model, not a curated record. Gene Ontology annotation, molecular function: ATP binding; JUN kinase kinase kinase activity. Lineage: Eukaryota; Metazoa; Chordata; Aves; Procellariiformes; Procellariidae. Gene Ontology annotation, biological process: JNK cascade; protein phosphorylation. The annotation marks the transcript as partial.
UUUUUUUUUGCCUUCCAUCUUUUUAAAACAAGAAAAUGGAGCAUCACAUAGGAAAUCUUAAUCCUUGUACUGGGUCCAUGUGUCACAUCUGAUUUGUGUUGUACUAGUUCUCUAAGUACCAACUCAGACCAUCUCCUUGAUGCACACUCACGGCAUCAUGGCCAGUACUCAGGAGCGCCUGAGCUCGUCUUCCUCUCCAAACUCGAUCGGGAAAGCUUUCUGUGAAGAUAAAGACUUUAGUAGGUUACAUGAUGAACAUGCACCUACUGGAAACCACCUGUCCCCCGAGCUCAUAGAGGACGUGCGUGAGAAGGGCUUGCUGCAGGCAGACCUCAUUGAAAACAUGAGCAGCCCGGUCACUGCAGCAGUGCUGACCAGCAUCAGCGAGGACUCUAGGGACCAAUUUGAGAACAGUGUGCUGCAGCUGCGAGAGCAGGAUGAGUCUGAAACAGCCAUUCCUCAGGGCAACAGGAACACUAUGGAUGGAGAGAGCAACAGUGGAGCGGAUGAUGUUAAAGUCCAGUUCAACAGAUCGGGCAGUGGGAGCGGUGGGUUUCUUGAGGGACUUUUUGGUUGUCUGAGGCCUGUGUGGAACAUCAUAGGCAAGGCAUACUCCACAGACUACAAACUGCAACAGCAAGAUACCUGGGAGGUCCCAUUCGAGGAGAUCUCGGAGCUGCAGUGGCUGGGCAGUGGCGCGCAGGGAGCUGUCUUCCUGGGCAAAUUCCGGGCGGAGGAGGUGGCCAUCAAGAAAGUGAGAGAUCAGAACGAAACGGAUAUCAAGCACUUGCGGAAACUCAAACAUCCCAACAUCAUUGCAUUCAAGGGAGUUUGCACUCAAGCCCCAUGCUACUGUAUUAUCAUGGAGUACUGUGCACAUGGACAGCUCUACGAAGUUCUGCGAGCAGGGCGGAAAGUCACCCCUCGGCUGCUUGUGGAUUGGUCCACCGGGAUUGCAAGUGGGAUGAAUUAUCUGCACCUCCACAAAAUCAUCCAUCGAGACCUCAAGUCACCAAACGUUUUAGUUACACACACAGAUGCAGUAAAAAUUUCAGAUUUUGGUACGUCUAAAGAACUCAGUGAUAAAAGUACCAAGAUGUCUUUUGCGGGAACUGUGGCUUGGAUGGCCCCAGAGGUGAUACGCAAUGAGCCCGUCUCUGAAAAGGUGGAUAUCUGGUCGUUUGGGGUAGUUUUGUGGGAGCUGCUUACAGGAGAGAUUCCCUACAAGGACGUGGACUCUUCGGCCAUCAUUUGGGGAGUGGGCAGUAACAGCCUGCACCUUCCUGUCCCUUCCACGUGCCCAGAUGGCUUCAAAAUCCUCAUGAAGCAGACCUGGUAAGAGCCUGAACCCUGCACAGACCUACGGCUGGCUCCCAGCUCUUGCCAGAUGCCCAGUAAAACCGAUGAAACCAGAGUCAGG